AUGGGUUGCGGGCAAUUGCAGCCUCUCCCCCUGGAGUUACGUCGCAAGCGGGGCGCGAAUCUGUCGUGGUUGAUGCUGCGAGUAAACGGCUCCUCGAGGCCACGUCGAAACGGGAUGGUCGGGGCAGCGAGACAUGGGGCGAUUGGGCACGCAGCGACAGUCGGCGGCGCCGUCGCCGUCGUCUUUGUCGUUAUCGGUGUCGAUGAAGAAAAGACAGAGUGGCAGAAGAGCAGUCGAGGCAGCAGAGCCGUCCAGUCGUUGGGUUUGUCAGCGGGAGGCAGAAGGAGGAGAGUCCAGGCCGGGAUGCGUGUGCUUGAGGGGCGCCGUUGCCUGCAGCGGAUGCCUGCAGACGAGGUUCUUCAAACAAGGGCUGGAACAAGCCCUUCGAAGAUGCGUUGGUCCGUCAAUUCGAGUGCGAAUGUGAGACGAGAUAUGAGUAGUAUGAGAGAAAAGAGGUCGGAUGCAAGGGCCGGCUGCAGUGAUAAACCGACGCGGUCGAGGAAUCAGGAGGCGCAGCCUGUUGGGUUGGUGGUGGUGAGUGAGCGCCCGGCGUCUCGACAUGACCCAACACGGCGCUCCACUGCCACCUCCAGUCUGACCCAUUUCAGUGGAGCAAGGAUACAACGGACGGGCAGCUCAGGCACUGGCGCGUGGGCGACGGCGGCGGCGACGGCGGCGGCGGCGUCGUCGUGCCGCAGGAGGUGCUCGGUGCAGGUGCAGGUGGUGGUUGUGGUGGUGGGCAGGCCCCACUGA
This is a messenger RNA of Purpureocillium lilacinum, 753 nucleotides long. Lineage: Eukaryota; Fungi; Ascomycota; Sordariomycetes; Hypocreales; Ophiocordycipitaceae. The record is from RefSeq and is a predicted model, not a curated record.